CAAAUGAAGUGAAUAGAUCAACAAUGAUCUACAUUGAGGGUUGUAUCGCCGUCAUGUCCCACCGCUUUGUGUUUUGCCGUGUUUAGACGCGUCGCCCUCACCAACGUUAUCUCCAACACUCCCCCCGUCAUGCCUCCAAAACGAAAGCACAAUGAUGAUGAGGAACAUGAUUCCAAGCGCUACGCCUACCUUAAACCCCGCGUCCGCCGUGUCCCCGAGAAAACCAUCAAGUCGAAAUGGAUAACUCUACCAGAGCCGGUUCAAGAAAGAGUCCGGGAUAUGUUUCAUUCCCUUGAGCGACCGGUCAUCAUGCGAAGCCAGAAUGAGCGCAAGCGCAUCGAGGCGCAGGGUGCUGUGCAAGCGGUGGUGCGAAAUCUAGGCAAACGACUCCCGCGGAUGCCAUUUCCACCCGCGACAAAGGACUCGAACUUCGACUACGAGUCUGCGUUGAAUGAGCACCGGGCAUUGGAAUCCAGCCUGGCCACCAUGACCGAUAGUGUCGAUCUCUUGAAAGCCGAGAUUGCAAAAGAAGAAGCGGCCCUGGUGCGUGAUAAAAAGUCACUGCAGGAAAUGGACAAGAACGCCAAACGGGCCGAGGCUGAACGGAAAAGACAGACGAAGAAUGAACACCCCGUUCUCCGGCAGCUGGACGCGCUUCCUCAAACCGAGGGCUCAAUGUCCUCCGGAUUUUCUCUUCUCGGCGCAAAGGAUAGCCAAGCGACUCUGGACGAGUUGGACAACGACCCCGAAAUUCAAGUACUUAUGAAGCAACUAAAUGGCCAUCUUCAAUCCAUGCAAAGCAAUACUGCGCCAUUCGCUGGGCUAAGUGAGGCCAUCACUCGUUCACAAGCUGCCUUGGACCUGUACUCACUGUCCAACGACUGAUCGCUGGACAUUUCCGCACCAUACAAAUAUCAACAAACUACACGCAUUUCAAUGCGCGUCGACACAUGAAAGACCUCGGGCCAGGGAACUUCGCGCUUACUGAGAGAAGCCAUUCGAGUCCCGAGUACGGCAGUCCAGGAUCACCCAGACACCCCAUGUCGCGUGCUCAGAUCCCAACACAUGCGCUGAAUAGCUGCAUCGGACGGACACCGUGCGCGGCUGGCCGCCUAUGCUACUAAGGACCAAUACAGGGGAUCAAUACUUUCUCAGCACCGGUCCCAAUUAUAAACCCGGAGAGAUUUGCGACGCCAAACACGGGGCUCAAUAUCGAGAAUAAUGGAAUAAGCCAUAAUACAAGCUG
Messenger RNA from Penicillium canescens, 1246 nucleotides. RefSeq lists its product as uncharacterized. The coding region runs from base 130 to 885 and encodes 251 amino acids. The record is from RefSeq and is a predicted model, not a curated record. The transcript has 5 exons. NCBI's taxonomy places the organism in Eukaryota, Fungi, Ascomycota, Eurotiomycetes, Eurotiales, Aspergillaceae.